Molecule: messenger RNA, 9182 nt
Organism: Cladocopium goreaui
Lineage: Eukaryota; Dinophyceae; Suessiales; Symbiodiniaceae
Source: the annotation of a GenBank genome assembly
UUGGAAUAGGACCAACAUUUCCCGCUUCUACCUCUUGGCCUCGGCUUGGUCCCAUGGCGACCAUGGACCGAGAAGCAUUCGCCGAAUAUUUGGAUAGUAGUUGGCUCGACUUCCGCCAGCGACUCCUGGCGGUCUAUCCGGAGGCCUCCGUCGCUUCCGUCUCCGCAGCUUCCGGCGGUUCCAGCGGAUUCUAUGACUCAGAAUUCUAUUCGCGCGGAAUUUUGGAAAACUCCUCCUCGGACUAUGAUCCAAGCGAUCCAAACACUAGCACCGGUAGUUUGGCCCCCGCACAGGAGAAGGAGUUCAGUGUAGGGAGCCGGAUGUACAGUGAUGAAGACGAAGAAAAUGAACGCGGCGGCCACGACCCCGAGAGCAACGAGCUCUUGGCCGGCGCCCUGGCGGAUCGCAGCAAGGAACAGGUCGAGGCUGCACGCAAUCGACUGCGCUUGCGGCUGGGGGCCACGUCCUCCAACAAACUGGUGUCGGGGAAGCGACUGCUGGAAGCCGUGCAGUCCUUGGGUUUGACGAAAUACACUGAAGAGGACAUGAAUGGCUUUGUGAACCAACUGGCCGACUGGAUCAACUUGACAUUCGAAGGGGAGGACAAGACCAAGAACUCCAAGAGCGGUCGGAAAUCAAAGCGGCGAAACACCUUUGAGAACAGCCUCAAUCUGGGGAUUUUCUCGUUUCAGGGAAUGCCCACGACGGAGACCAAGAAACUCGGGAAGCCAAAGUGGAGCUACCCACAGGACCAGUCCAUCGACAGGGGACGCAGUAGUUUUGGGAGCAAGCCCAUCACCCCUCACAUGUACGAAGUGCGCGAGGAGAGAUGUCACUACAACGUGGUCCCAGCACAACCACUGGUAGAUGUGUUUUUGGCAACGGAGGAGGAGGCAAUGAAAAAGGUCUUUGGUGCUGCACAUUUCAAGCAGUAUCAAGCGAUGCGGGAGAUUUUGCUGCUCGUUGAGUCCGUGGAACUGCAGCCGGAUUCUAGGGCACCCCGUUUUUGGCCUCCACCUGACCCUUCAGAAGGCUCAUUGGAUGAUGAUGGCCAUGAAAGGCAUGCUGAGUCUGAGCAUCCUACGGAAGAUCCUGUGGUUGAUCCAGAUUUGCAGCGGCCUCGCAGGAGAAGACGCCGGAAAAGACCUGAUGUAGAACAAUCACCUCAGUCAGAUCGCAGUUCUCAGUGUUCGGAACUAAGUCAGCGUUCCGGUGAACUCCUUGGUGACCUCAACCGCAGUUUGAAUGACUUGGUAACGACCCUGAAGAAUGCGAAUGUACCGAACCUAAAGACUAACACUAACAAUGCAGAUGGAUCCUCGUCUCAGGACAGCUGGAACAGCCGAAAAGGGCCUGAGCGUGGACUUCGUUUUCGAUCAGGAGCACCACCAGCUCCACCUGCCUGGCGCUAUUCCAGAGAUGAUAUCAGGAGCUUUGCAAAGUGGCAGAACAAACUGCAGGUUUGGAAGCGACAGAUCCAAGCCUACAUGCCUCUGCGUGAUGCGGCACUGAUGUUAUAUACGAGUCUUUCUGGUGAGCCGGAGGAGGAGUUGGAGCACAUCGACUUGGAUCGUUUGCAUUCAUCUACAGGCAUUGACUAUGUGGAGAGUUUGUUGAAGAAAGGCCUGGAGACCAAGAUGGUGUACCAGAAAAGGAAGUUGAUGUCAGAGUUUGAGACCAUUGUGAGACAGAGCAAUGAGUCUAUGAGAGCUUUUGUGAACCGAUACAGAAGAGCUGAACGAGCCCUUGAGAGUGUCGGUGUCACUGCAAGUGGCAUGUACGACAGUGAGUCAAUGGGCAAUAGGCUGUUGGAGAGAUCUCGGCUGUCGCCUGAAAACGGCAGAUUGGUUUUGAUUGGAUCGGCCUUCAACUUGUCCUUCGAAGCCAUUGCUGAAAGUCUUUGCAUGUCGUUUCCAGAGCACAAGCCGCCGCCACCUUUGUUUGGAAAAGAUGGACAGCCUAUCAAAGCCUUUCAGCCAAGGCGUGACUGGUCAUCUUCAUCUUCUUCGACCUCUGCCAGCACCAGCUCAGCUGCCUCACAGUCUUCCAAAGGAAACAAGGGCAAAAGCAAGGGCUCUGGCAAGAGUGGUUUUGCUCCUCGCCAUGCUUUUGCGACUGAGCAUCAGGAUCUUGAUCCGGUCGAAGAAGAACAAAAAGAGCCAGAUGCUGAAUCGUACUAUGAUGUUCAAGAUGCAGUUGAACCAGAUGGUCAGCCUCAGCAGGAUGAGCCAGCUGAGGAACAUGAUGUUGAUGGAGAAGCAGAAUCUGAAGGUGUUGAUUUGCAGUCAGUUGCUGAAGUGCUGACUGUCACAGCCAAGAAACUUCAGUCGAUCACUUUGGGGAGAAAGUACUCUGGCAAUCGGUCAAUUCAGGACCGGAAACGCACCAGCCACUGCAGCGCUUGUGGAAGUGUAGGGCACUGGGCCGGAGAUGCAGAAUGUACUGUUUCAUCAAAAGGUGCUGGGAAAGGACAUUCAAAGGAUGGAAAAUCCCAGCCUGACAAGGGCGGCAAGCCUGCGAAAAAGGUUUUCUUCACCAUGUCUCAAGAUCAAGAUUCUGAGCCUCGACAUCUCCCAACUGAUCAUCCUGAAGCACUCAUUUUGGCAGUGCUCAACUUGGAGCUCAUGACCCUUCGAUGGAUGUCUCGAAUGGUUAAAGUGGGAUUGGCGAGCUACGUAUGGUUGACACUGAGGGAGCGAUGGGAGAUGCGACAAGAACAAGAGGUACUGGCUUCACAGAUGAGGUCAAUGCUGGGAGGACAUUGGGCUCGCACAAUCGGCAAGCUCUUCUUUGCCGCAGCCCUCACCUUCAAACACUUUGCCGGCAUCCUCGACGUCGAGGAGAUUCCUCAACAUGUUCUGGACGACCUCAACCUGCUCACGGCCGAGAACAUCCAUCAGAUCCACCAAGUUCAUUAUCAACGACUUUUGAACAUGGCCGCAGAGGGCCCACCCAAUCCAGAGUUGGAGAUGGAGUGGCAGGAGACAGGCAGUCAGGAAGAUCUGUACGACUGGGGCGAGGCUCGACAUGCCUUGCAGGUGGAAGCAGACACCUAUGAAGCUUUGGCGAACAAACAUCGCUAUUCCAGGAACAAGGUCGACAUUCUGGAGACCUUUGCCGGCAAUGCUUUGAUAAGCAAGAAUGCCUCCAAGUAUGGUUUGACAGCAGCCAUGCCAUUGGACUAUAACACUGGCACUGAUCUUUCUACGGUGGAAGGCAAGAAUUCAAAAGGUGAACCCAUUAAGAAGACCUUCCAGUUUGCAUCCAACAAUCCCAUGCUCUUGGAGUUUUUGACAAAGAAGUUGAGCGCCGAGCAGCUUGCUUUGUGCGUUCCCCUGGAAGGCAAAGAGGUUACCUUGUCACAGCAUUAUCCCAUGGGUCUAGUCCAGGCAAUUCUCAAGGGCAUCAAGAAGGUGGCUCAGUUGAGAAACCCAUGCCGUUUCCAGCCCAAGCAAGUCCUGGCUAGUUUUUCCAUGCCCGUGGAUGACCAACAGAGCUGGAGGAACGUGAUGGAGUUGGCAUCUCAGCAUAUGGACUUUUUGACUUCGCGAGAUGCCAUCAUCCAACCUCACGAACCACUAUAUGCUCAAGUUCAAGCAAUGCUUCCAUGGCAGCUCACUCGGGUGCAGGUCGCUCGAAGACCUUUGGUGAAUCGACAUCCAUUGCAUUUUCCAUACACCCACCGAGGCGCAGCUCUCAGGUACGUGGACAAUCCUGAAGUUGAUGUCAUCACUGAGGACUUGACUGAACUCAGAUUUCCACGUUCACGCUUCAAGGCACCUGUUGAGCUGGGCAUCUUCUGGUAUGGGUACCCCAAUGAGACUGAUGAGGAACAAGGUAUCCCAGCCGAAGAGGCCAUGAUGCGAGAUGGAGUUCCUGUGGAUGAGGCAGGCAAUUUUCAGCCAUCUCAAGCUUCACAACCAAUUCAGAACUCCGAGAUUUACCAUGAUGAAAUCACUUUUCCCAACUCCACAGGCAUCGACAGAUCCAUCAAGGUGUCGGUGUCGAGAAUGCACAAGAACCUUGGACAUCUUCCAGGUCCAGAGAUGCUGAAGCUGCUGGCUUUGAAUGGCAUCACCAGUGACCAGGUGAUCAAAUGCAUCAAAAAUAUGCAGUGUGCAGCUUGCGCUCGCUCACGAGCUCCACUUCGACCAAACCCAGCAGCGGCACCUCCACAGUGCAUUGGGCAAUUUGCUGACAACCUCCAGGCGGACAUCUUCUACCUGAGAGAUUUGACUUCGAAGAACCAUCCGGUUCUUGGGGUGAUUUGCGAAGCAACUCAUUUGCAUGCUGCCACAAGGUUGACUUCCAGGAAUCCAUCUGAGGUUUUUGAGGCACUUCGACUUUGCUGGCUUCAGAAUUUUGGAUUUCCUUUGAGGCUUGCAGUUGAUGAUGAUGGCGCCUUCAAAGCUGAGUUUGACGAAAAGAUGAGCGCAGGUGGCGCCUAUCUAGAUGUCAUCCCAGGAGAAGCUCACUACAAGUUGGGCGUGAUCGAGCGUCACAAUGGAACGCUUAGAAUGCUCCUGGAGCGCAUCGUCGACUCCAUGCCUUGUACCGAUGCGGAUGACAUUGACUUGGCCAUUGUUUCAGCACUUCAGGCCAAGAACUCAGCCACUUGGUCAUCUGGGCGACCACCAUACAUCGCAGCCUUUGGAAAGAUCCCAAGAGUUGGCACAGACCUUUUGAGCGAUCCUCGGGCUUUGAUUUCUGGCUCGUCUCGCUCUGAGGCUCAGCAGCAAUCUGCCCUGAUGAGAUGCGAAGCGUUGAAAGCAAUUGCAGAGGCCUCAGCAUCUUCGACUUUGAGAAGGGCAUUGCUUCGCAAAACUUCACAGCAGCUGCAGCUUGAGCCCCAGCCAGGAUCCCUCUUGGCAUACUGGCGAUGGACUACACGUUCUCAUCGCAAACGUGGAGGAUACCGCAUUGCGCGGUAUUUGGGGAAAGAUCCAGAUGGCAAAACUCUGUGGCUUCAAAGUGGCAGUCAUACUGUCAAAGUUGCUGACACCCAAGUUCGAGAUGUCUUCGGCUAUGAGGACUAUGUCCCUGAUCGUCAAGAUCUUCAAGCUCUCAAGAAUGCGGAGGACAACAUCAGGUCAGAUUUGUGGACUGACGAGACCCUUCCAGAAGAAGUUCAUCCACCUGACCAAGUCGCUGAAGCUUCUGGGGAAUUGGACUUGGACUUUGAGUACCCAGAAGUGAAUGCGCCAAUUGCUCCUCAGCUUGAAGCAGUCGAAGCCCCAUCUACGUCCAAUCUUCAAGUCAGAUACAAAGCAGACAAGCAGAACUUACACACCCACCUGACAGACACGCCAACACCGCCAGAGCAUCCACAGAUGCGGCACCAUACGCACACAGCAGCCAUGCCACCUCUACCACAGCCACAUCUACACCCAUCCAUACGUACAGCACAACAACAAACUGAUCCCAACAUUCAGCCAGCUGUGGAUCUCACAGAUGAUUUGGAUGAUCCGGGACAAUUUGUUCCACGGACUCCGCCAGAACUGAUGGAAGAUGCACAGCAAGCAGCACAGGAUCCCUAUCAGGAUCAAAUUGAAGCAACAUCAGUCUUGAAGCGGCCAUUUGAAACCCUGGCAGCACAACUCACACGAGCCAGAAGAGUUGCACAGAAGUCCUACGAGCUCUACAACUACCGCAGCUUCUAUGGGCCACCUCUUCAAGGCUUACGCUGCUGGGCAAGGCUUGAUUUGCUCACCAAAUCGCCCAAGAAGACAAUGUCCACUGGACCACCCAUGUCUUCAGUGAAAUGGAGGCGCACUUUGGACGCCACAUCGGGCGACAUCAUUUUUGAAGGUCCCUUCAACGACAAUGACGAUGAAGAGGCCCAUCACUUUGGAUCAGAGUUGAGCACCCUGACGGAACUAUGGCAUGUUGGUGCGAAACAAGCUCCCAGCUUCUUUGCGAGCGAUCGUGAGCUCAACUCCUUUGAGCCUGGAUGGGAUGGCAGCCCUGACAAUUGCUUCCCAAGCUCUUCCAAAACCUUCAUCACUGCCUAUGUCAACGAGCUUGCGGAGAAAGAAGGCGACUUUGAAACGACACUUUCAGAGUCAGAUGAAGAGUUUGAUGACAUGUCGAAAGGCAUGCCUAGAAAAACCAGGAAAGAGCAAAAGGCUCAGGAGAAAGAACUUAGCUGGCGAGAAAUCAUGCAGCAGUCUGACGACUAUAUCCAAGCCUUUGUCGAAGCCACCAUCAAGGAGGCAAACAGCUUCACCACUUGGAAGUCCCUGCAGCCGAUUCCUGAAGAUGAAGCUCGGCGCAUCCUGAAUGACCCGAAGUUGAAGAAGCGCAUCAUCACUUCCAGGGGAUGCUACCGGGACAAGAACAAGAAUGUUCCACCGCUGAAGGCUAAGACCAGAAUAGUCUGUCGUGGCAACCAAGACCCUGACCUAGUCAAUUUGACGAGACAGGCUCCAACUCCUACGAGGACUUCAGAGAUGUUGGUGUACAUCAUCUUUGUUUCUGGCGCCAAUUCAAAGGCUUUUGGAAGUCGAGAUGUUUGGCUUCUUUGGUGCGGAGACGCUUCCACUGCGUUUCUCCAAGGGGAUCCAGAUUGGUCAGAACGAGCAGGCAAGCUGUAUCUGAAACCUCCAAGGGAUCCCAUAGUCGAAAGAGCCAAAGUUUUCAAAAGUCAGCUGUAUGAGAUAACUGGAAAUAUAUAUGGACUUUCAAAUGCCCCAUAUACUUGGGCUGUUGAAGUGAGCCGCAGAUUGGAAGCAAUAGGCUUUAUUUGUCAUUCUUUUGACAAAAUGUUGUUUUGGUUCCCUGAUCCUCACAACGCUCCUGCACCUUGCGCUUUGCUGAUCUGCUAUGUGGAUGAUUUUCUGCUGACUCACAACUCCAGCUUCCCCUUUGAGAAGUUCCAAGCCAGCUUCAAAUGGGGAUCCCAGCAGUAUGCGCAGCCCGGAGCACCUCUCACGUUCAAGGGCAAAGAGAUCCAUAUAUGUCAUGACGAGAAGAACGAGCUCUAUGUCAAGAUCACUCAGACUACAUUCAUCAACAGUCUGGACAAGGGCAUGAAAAUUCCGAAAGGUAAGAUGAAUGCGAAGAUCUCUGAUGAGCAUUGGCCUGAGUUUCGGUCAGUGAGCGGAUGUCUUCAAUGGUUGGCAGGACAAUGCAGGCUUGACUUAGCCAGCGCAGUUUCCUUGUCAAAUCGUGGGUCUGAGACGACCUAUGCUGAUUUGGAUGCCCUCAACCAGACCUUGGACUUUGCGAAGUCAACUGCAGAACUUGGCAUUUGCAUCCGAGCUGUCCCCAUUGAUCAGAGCACUGUGAUUGUUGGGUACAGUGAUGCAUCCUGGGCGAACGCACAGGGAUCUGCCAGCCAACAUGGACAGAUCAUCAUGUUGACCUCUGCGAAUGUCACUGAGUGCACUUCAAUUGGAGCCAUUGCAGACUGGAAGACUGGCAGAAGCAAGAGAGUUUGCCGUUCUACUCUGGCAGCUGAAGCAGUGAGCGCUGACACUGCGACCGAUCGGUUAGCAGGUGACACCAAUCGCUUAGUGGCGGAACUGACAUUCGUUCGAAUCAACGACUUAGCCGCACCGCCCGAGCCAGUGCAUCCGCUGACGUACAUCGAACCCGUCGUGGCCUUGCUGAUUGUUGGCAACGGUGUGAUGAUUGGUUUCCAGUCGGAUCCCGGCUACGAGAAUUGGCACGGCUGGCCCUUCCUGGAAUUAGGUUUCGCCUGCCUGCUGAUUCUCGAGGUUUUGCUGCGGAUGCAUUGGCUCAAAUGCGCUCGAUAUUGGUGCGGACCUGAUAGAAUCUGGAAUUGGUUCGAUCUGUUCUUGGUCGCCGUUGGCAUUUCGGACUUCUGCUUGCAGCUCUUUGGAACCGAUGCGAGUAUUCAACACGCAUCCCUUCUUCGGUUCUGUCGUUUGAUCCGCCUGGUGCGCAUCGUCAAAGUCUUCCGGAUCCGCAUCAUGCGAGACCUGCGUUUGAUGGUGAAAGGACUCAUCGCGGGUAUUCGAACGCUCUUCCUGGCCUUCAUCCUUCUCUUCGCGGUGUUGUACGUCAUGUCUGGCUUCGCCACCUUGACGAUUGGAAACAGUGAAACUGCAGAAAAACUGGGCCUCACAGAAUACUUCUACAACAUUCCUCGCUCGAUGUUCACCGCCUUCCGUUGCUUCACAGGAGAGCGUGUGAAUGAAGCCGGUCAGCCCAUCCACUACAUGUUGGCCGCCGAGUUUGGUUCUCCAUUUGUUUUGGCCUAUGUGGCCAGCUACAUGUUAGUCACCAUGGGAAUUUUCAAUGUGAUCUUGGCAGUCUACGUGGAUAUCACCAUGAAGGCCGCCAAGGAGACGGACGCUGUCACGGCGGAGCAGUAUUCCAGAGAAUCAAUCAGGAUAGCACGGACAACUCGCGAGUUGCUCAAGAAGUUUUCUUUGGCGCAUCGUGUGUAUCACCUCAAUGAGGGAGAGGAAGAGGAAGAAGACAAGGCUGAGGCUGAGGAAUCGACCAGAACCAAGCUGGCAAAGAUGAAGACAACCACCAUGUUUGAGGAAGAUGGAAUGCAUGAAAAGAUCGCCAUCUCUAAGAAGUUGUUCUUACUGGUGGUCCAAGACCAAACCGUCCAGGCACUCAUGGACGAGUUAGAUUUGCCGCCGGAUCGUGCCAACCUGUUUGAGAUCAUUGACGCUGAUGGUUCGGGAACUCUACAAAUUACAGAGUUGCUCCAUGGUUUGCUGAAGAUUCGUGGCGAGAUCAACAAGAGUGACGCAGUGGCAUCUCUACUGGCCACCAGGGCCGUACAACAUCAGGUGGCGGAAUUGCAGGAGAGGAACCAAGUAGAGCUGGCCUUGAUCCGUCGAGAACUGCAGGAGCAGCGAGACGAACGAUUUCGACUGUUGCCUUUGCCCAAGAUGAAAAAGGAGCAGUCCGGCAGUCGGCCUCGUCGCUCUGCCUCCGCCAAGUCCGAAAGCGCUGUGCCCUCGGCGCCGUCGAGUCCCACGUUGUCGGUGCCCAAGCCGCUGCAGGCUGCAGCCGUUGAACAGACCGAAGCCAUAACGAUACACGCUCCUUUGCCCUAUAUGCGUAUUCUGAAACCGCCUGUGAAGCCCGAGCUCUCAGAGUCCGCGUUGAUUCGAAGCACGUCGUAGAGACGGCGGAAUCUGCGACAGCUCCCUGCAUUUGUGAUUUUUUUGGGCAUUUGUUUGUCUUUUUUUCGAUGG